AAACUUUUAGACACCGGAAGUGGAUGCCACGAUUCCCAAACAAGCGUCUGCACUUUCUAGAAAAUCAAGUUUCACACACAUGAAGACAGGUUGACAAUUACUAAUCAAUAGAGAACUAUAUUUUAAUGACAGUUAGUUGAUCAUGUAGAUAAUUUAAAUGACUCUGUAUACCUUCCUGGCAGAGUAUGGCCCCAACAUAUUUUGUUCCGAAUCGUGACUUCAUUAUCUCUGGUUUGUGAUUACGUGUUCCUCUGUGAUAACCGGCAGUUAAAUGUAAACAUGGAUCCAUUCACUAAGAGUAGGGACAUUUGUCGAUGGUUUCAGCAAAUAGGCAUUCUUAUUUUAUUUACACAGCUUUUCUUAUGUCAAAGUACUUGUGAUGUUGAACUUGACACUUUGCAAAAAAGAAGUGCACCUGGCCUUAAAGCUCCCAAAAAACUUUGGUGGGCCAAAGAAUUAACUCCAGAUUUACAUGUUGCUGGAGGUUUGAUUGAAAGACAAAUAAAAUAUGCAGCUGAGGCUGGAUUUAAAAGCAUUAUUUCACUAUUUAAUGACUUGCGUGCUGGAGAUUUUGGUGGGGAAUACUUACCAACUGCAUUUGAGGCAAGUCACAUAGCUAAAAUUGCUGGACUUCAAUAUCUUGCAGUAUUAGAAGAAGAUGAAGAAUUUGCUUCUGAAGAUGCAAUAAGAAAAUUGACUGAAGCUAUUUCACAAGUAGAGAAACCAAUUCUGCUACAUUGUAAUCGUGCAUUUACAAUAGCAUAUACAACAUUGUUGUAUUUGGCAAAUCAAUCAAGACAUGAUCCUAAUUUUGUUCCACAUGUUGACAGUGAAAAAUUUUACAAAAUGAGUGCACUUAUGGGCAAAGAUUUUACCUCAAAUCAUACCUUAAAAGCUGUGGUCGCAAAAGUCACUGGUGAACCAAUUGUAGAAAAUCCACCAAAACCAGAAACUGAGCCAGAUGACUGGCUUGAUUUCUGGCUGGCUCAUCCUGUGUACAGAAACUGGUAUACUGCUGGACAGAUUAGAAAAGGACAUUUACAGGAACUUGAGUUCAUAGGCUUUAAAUCUGUCAUUAAUAUGAGACUUGAUACAACACAUAAUGGAAAACCAUCACAAGAAACUGUUACACUUCUCAAUGUCCUAGAUGGUACACCAACAUAUGACAAGGAUUAUAAACCUUUACGACAAACACAUUCACAUAUAAAAAACAUAAUUCUUGAUGCUUCAAAACAGAACCAUUAUAUCUCUCCAACUUCACCAGUCAAUUAUGAACAUCGACAUUAUGAAGAAUAUGGGGAUGAGAUUGGCUACAAUGAAGAUCUUCAGAGUGAACACAUUAAAGAAUUUGAUCUCGACUACUACCUUUUACCCAUAGAGUCAACUGGAAAGUAUAGUAAAGAAUUAUUUGCAAAGUAUAAAGAUAAACUGCUAGAGAUUGGAAAACAAGGUCCUGUGUUAGUUCAUUGUGCCAGUGGAAAGAGAGUUGCAUUUAUGGCAGUCCUCGCAGCAGCCUUACAACAUGAGAAAGAUUUUAAGUGGGCACUAAAAAGAAUCAAUGAACUAGGAUUUGAAGUGAGUCGAACCAAGAACAGAGAUGUUUAUGAGAUGUACUCUGCUUGGCUAAAUCCAGAUCAUGGUAAUAAAACAGAGUUAUGAUGAAAAAAAGACUAACAAUACAUUUUACAUGUUUCUAUUGCUCACAUAACAUAUGACUUGUUACUGUUAAGUUUAUUUUUAUGUUUUUUUCAUAAAUGUCACCUCUAGGGAAGACUUCAUGACUUGAUGAUAGUACUUGAAGAAUCAUAAGCUUACCAAAAAAUUUUCAUUUUUGUUCGACAAAGGACAGAGCCAAUCUUUUUACUUUCUAGAUAUAAAAAUUUAUAAAUAUAAAUAACCCA
Messenger RNA from Mytilus trossulus (common blue mussel), 1901 nucleotides. RefSeq lists its product as uncharacterized. Bases 280 to 1659 code for a protein of 459 amino acids. Lineage: Eukaryota; Metazoa; Mollusca; Bivalvia; Mytilida; Mytilidae. The transcript is spliced from 3 exons. Gene Ontology annotation, molecular function: hydrolase activity. The record is from RefSeq and is a predicted model, not a curated record.